UGGAGGAAAAGGAAAUGGAGGAGGAUUGGGAAGUGACCACAGAGAAGGAGCAGGAGGAAGAGGACCUGGUCACAGAGGAGGAGGAUGCGGCCAUGCAGAGGGAAGAAGAAAAGGUGGAAGAGGAGGUAGAGGACCUGACUAUAGACUAGGAAGACACAGGAAUGGAGGAGGACGAGGAUGUGCCGAUGCAGGAGGAAGAAGAAGAGAAGGAGGUUGACCUGGCAAUGGAGGAGUAGGAGCAAGAAGACCUGGCCAGAGAGGAAGAUGAGAAGGAGGAGAACCUGGCCAUGGAGAAGGAGCAGGAGGAAGAGGACCUGGCCAGAGGAGGAUGAGGAAGAAAAGGAGGUGGAGAACCUGGCCACAGAAAAGGAGAGGGAGGACCUGGCCAGAGAGGAGGAAGUGGAGGAGGGGGAGGACCUGGCCAUGAGAAUGGAGCACGUGGUCAUGGAGAAGAAGGCAGAAGAGGACGACUUGGAAGAGGAGGAUGACGAGGAGGGCAAAGCCAAGUCCUCCUCCAUCUCCAUGACCAGUUCCCCCUUGGCCAGAUGCAUAAUCCAUUCCCACUGCCAGACUCUUGCCCGUGGUGACAAUGAAGUAGCAGGAGAACCCCCGGGCUGCACAGCUGAGUGUCACGGGGAUGUCUCUGGGAGCCAUUGACAGAGUGUUCUGUUGGGGCCAUUUUCCUUCUCUGACGCAGGGGUUCUCUGUUCCCAGAAUGUCAGCCAGGGAGGCCACCCUGCAGAAUAUGGCCCAGCAGUUUGGUGAUGGGAUGCAGGAGUCACCACGUAGAUGUGCAGCAGCCAUAGCACCUGCAUUGACCAGGGAUCAAAACCUGCAGCCCUCACAGCCCAGGCUGCCCCCACGGAUGGCAAUGGGAGUAUAGCCUGGGUAACUAGCUGCAGGGCCAGGGCAUAUAACCCAUAUAG
Gopherus flavomarginatus (Mexican gopher tortoise) is the source of this 926-nucleotide messenger RNA. Its product is annotated as major centromere autoantigen B-like. The record is from RefSeq and is a predicted model, not a curated record. Lineage: Eukaryota; Metazoa; Chordata; Testudines; Testudinidae. The transcript has 2 exons. Bases 178 to 657 code for a protein of 159 amino acids.